This is a messenger RNA of Protopolystoma xenopodis, 618 nucleotides long. Lineage: Eukaryota; Metazoa; Platyhelminthes; Monogenea; Polystomatidea; Polystomatidae. The record is from the annotation of a GenBank genome assembly.
AUGAAUAUUAUGCCGCGCGAGCGUAAAAUGGCGACGCUUCGAAAAGCACUCGUGGCAACGUGGCCGUGUCAAGCUCCCAUUCUGCACUGUCACGGUUCGACUCCCGUUGGGGGUGUUUUGUCGGACCGAUGCGAGAUAUAUCAGCACCUGGCAAUCCGCGUGAACUGCUUUCUUGGACAAGCUGGCAUGGGAUUAUGUCACAGAGCGAUUCUAGCUGGUGAGACGUUGACAGCACGUAGAACACUUGCACGUCUAGAUCAAGAAACUCGCUCUUUUACUAAAUAUCUUCGAAACCUGCAACCUCAACAAGCCUGUUGCAUUCAUAAUUUGUUUGCUGUUAGUCCAAUUGGCACGAAAUCUUCUGAUGACCCUGGAGCAGUUAGCAUGGUUGGUGAAUGUUGCGAUAAUUUAAGCAGCAUCACUGCCUUAGCGCUGCAGAGUCUUCGUGAUCUUGGAUCAGCGUUUCUGGCGGCUAGACUUGACAGAGAGGCUAGUCACCUGCAAAUAGCGACUGGCCGGUUGAUCAGAGAACUAGAAGUUGCUAGAAAGGUACGUUACGCCAUCCUUAUUUUUAUGUCAUUUUUCCUAUACAAAUGGGUACUCCUUAUAGUCCUAUAA